UAGCGUGUGUCUCUCCGGCGGCGUGCUCUCCCCAUCCCUCCGCUGAGCAGGAUGGCAAGUGAGCUCACCAAUUUGUGGUACGUCCACUCGUCGACGCUUUACUCCGCUCUCCUCUCACGGUGACACAUUGACCGGUUUCACUAGGUAACUUCAUUGCUACUGUGCAUUUAACAGACACGCCUUUUUUCAUAAGGAGAAAAAAAAAAAAAGAACGUAACACGAUUUAAACGGAACUAAAGUGCUCUGGAAGAAGAUUGCCUUUCUUUUUUGGAUGGAGAAUUUCCAAUAGUCGGUGUAUGAGCUGAAGUCAAGCUGGUUGUGAAGGUGCAAGAUUUGUUCCCCCCUACACCCCAGGUCGGAGACAGUAUGGCGGCGGGAGUGGCGGCAUGGCUUCCCUUUGCCCGGGCUGCGGCCAUUGGCUGGAUGCCUGUGGCUAAUCUGCCCAUGCCAUUGGCCCCAACUGAAAAGAACAAGCGUCAGGAUGAGUUGAUCAUUCUAAACGUUAGUGGGCGGCGCUUCCAAACCUGGAGGAACACUUUGGACCGCUAUCCGGACACCCUCCUAGGGAGCUCCGAGAAGGAGUUCUUCUACAAUGAAGAGACCAAAGAGUACUUCUUCGACCGGGAUCCCGACGUGUUUCGCAGUGUGCUCAACUUCUAUCGCACAGGCAAACUCCAUUACCCUCGCUAUGAGUGCAUCUGCUCUUACGAUGAAGAGCUGGCGUUCUUCGGCAUUGUCCCGGAGAUCAUCGGUGACUGCUGCUACGAAGAGUACAAGGACAGGAAGCGGGAGAAUGCAGAGCGUCUGAUGGAUGACCAAGAGGACAACAAGGAUGCUAAGCUGCCCAACAUGACCUGCAGGGAGACCAUGUGGCGGGCUUUCGAGAACCCUCACACUUCCACCAUGGCCCUGGUCUUCUACUAUGUCACUGGCUUCUUCAUCGCAGUCUCUGUCAUCACCAAUGUGGUCGAGACAGUGCCCUGCGGCUCUGCGCUCAAUAUGAAGGAAGUACCGUGCGGCGAGCGCUACACUGUGGCCUUCUUCUGCAUGGACACGGCGUGCGUCAUGAUCUUCACCGUGGAAUACCUGAUGCGCUUGUUUGCCGCACCGAGUCGCUACCGCUUCAUGAGGUCCGUCAUGAGCAUCAUUGACGUGGUGGCCAUCUUGCCCUACUACAUCGGCCUAGUGAUGACUGAUAACGAGGACGUGAGCGGCGCCUUUGUGACCCUCCGAGUUUUCCGAGUGUUCCGUAUCUUUAAGUUCUCCCGUCACUCGCAGGGCCUUCGCAUCCUGGGCUACACGCUAAAGAGCUGUGCCUCAGAGCUGGGAUUUCUGCUCUUUUCCCUCACUAUGGCCAUCAUUAUAUUUGCUACCGUCAUGUUCUACGCAGAGAAGGGUUCAAGCUCCAGUAAAUUCACCAGCAUCCCAGCCUCCUUCUGGUACACCAUCGUUACUAUGACAACACUUGGGUAUGGAGACAUGGUCCCAAAAACCAUCGCAGGGAAGAUCUUUGGCUCCAUCUGCUCUCUGAGUGGGGUGCUGGUAAUCGCUCUGCCCGUUCCCGUCAUCGUGUCCAACUUUAGUCGCAUCUAUCACCAGAACCAGAGAGCAGACAAACGGCGGGCGCAGAAGGUACAGAAAGCUCGCCUGGCCAGGAUUCGAAUAUCCAAGAAAGGAAGCUCCAGUGCCUUCCUCCACAGCAAGCGCAACGGCCUCUUUAACGAAGCGUUGGAGCUUACGCAACUUCCGUACAAGAUGAACGUUUCUGAUCAGGGUUCUACUGAGGAGGAACAAAGGUUAAGUAAGUCCACCUCUCUAUUAGAGAGCCAGCACCAUCACCUGCUGACCUGUUUGGAGAAAACCACUAACCACGAGUUUGUGGAUGAGCAGUAUUACCAACAGAGCUACCUGGAGGCGGGACUUCAGAAUUACCCGUCUCGAAGCCCGUCACACUCCAGCCAAGAGGGCGUCACGGGCACUUGCUGCACCCGCAGAAGCAAGAAGCACCACAGCCCUUUGCCCAACUCCAGCGAGCCGGCGCACAUGCAGCCUUUGACGCACACGCACCAACAAGGCCUGCAGGAGCUCAGCACCAUCCACAUUCAGCCCCUCAGCACCAGCCGCUCCAGUUUGAACCUGCGCAUGGAUGAGCCAGCGCCACUCAACUGCCAGGGCGGCCAGAUCACCACCGCCAUCAUCAGCAUUCCCACGCCACCGGUGACCACCCCCGAGGGCGACGCCCAUCUUCCAGCAGGCCCCGCCCACCAGAACAUUGUGAAGGUUUCCGCACUGUGAAGGAUGCGUUUGUGUUAUACUCAGAGAAUGUUACAGACUCACCUAGACAGA
Molecule: messenger RNA, 2346 nt
Organism: Phycodurus eques (leafy seadragon)
Lineage: Eukaryota; Metazoa; Chordata; Actinopteri; Syngnathiformes; Syngnathidae
Gene: kcnd3
Product: potassium voltage-gated channel, Shal-related subfamily, member 3
Exons: 8
Coding region: 367-2295 (642 amino acids)
Biological process (GO): potassium ion export across plasma membrane; protein homooligomerization
Cellular component (GO): membrane; voltage-gated potassium channel complex; neuronal cell body
Molecular function (GO): A-type (transient outward) potassium channel activity; protein binding
Source: RefSeq, a predicted model, not a curated record